UUCUAGAAAACGAGCCACAGCAGGUCAUGUGUCAUCUACCGUUGCAAUAAGACAUCGAGUACUCUGUCUGCCAGAUUUCCACUAAAAGCUACCACCAACGCCUUUACUCAUCGCUUUCUUCAGCUGAUUUGAGGCUCCUGGGCAUAAAUCCCAUUGCUUUCAAGUCAUAUUGUUCCCCAUCGCGCAGAAUUCGAUAUAAUACACAAUUCUUCUUCGUCGCAUAUACAAAUCUGCUCUUUUCUCGUGUUUACUAAACACAAGUGCCAUUUCAAACAUUCACAGUUUUGUUUGCGUGGGACUGGAGGGCAAUACACUCAUAAUGUCGGAUCAGUCGCCCUUUCCCUCCUCGACCACGCAUGAUGACGAGGGAAAACAGAAUUCUGGUUCAUUGGGCGAUGCUAGUGGUUCGAUGAAGCGCAAGCGAGACUCAUCAGACCAGGACGAGCACUCAAGGGAGGCUCAUAGCACUGGAGAUGCGCGACGACGCUCACAAUUUAAACGCUUGUCACCCCAUAUACCUCAUGAUGGAACUGGUCAGACGCCUGAUUUAGGCGAUUCUUCGACAAAUUCUUUCCUUGUUCAUCACAAUCCAAGUUCUACCGACGAGGAUUUACAGCCUCAGAAUACAGGGUUGGAUUUCAGUGCUAUAUCCCAUCAACAAGGAGAGCCUCCAAAUCAACAAAACGGCAGCUCACAUACUUCAGAUGCCACCUCGACUGCGGCCGCAGCCCUAGCCGGCAUUUAUCCGUCCAUAACGGUACCCCAAUCAACUGAGCUGGCGUUCGCCAAUGCAAAUCCUGGAGGCGAUAGCGAUCGGCAUAUGGAACCGCCGUUUGCAAUGGGAGAACACGACGUCAGUCACGGCCAGCAUCCGGAACCGAAUUUCAACUUGGAUGCGUUAAGAGAACCCGGUCAGCAUCAUAUCCGAGAUUCCCCAACCAGUGGCAUGCCUAACCAAAAGCCAGCCGUUGGGUCGGAGGAGUGGCACAAGGUUCGGCGUGACAAUCACAAGGAGGUGGAGCGGAGACGCCGAGAGACUAUCAACGAGGGCAUCAAUGAGUUGGCUAAGAUCGUUCCUGGCUGCGAGAAGAACAAAGGAUCAAUUCUUCAACGUGCCGUCCAAUUUAUUACUCAGCUCAAGGAGAAUGAAGCCCAAAAUAUUGAAAAGUGGACGCUAGAGAAACUCCUAACAGAGCAGGCUAUUGCCGAGUUGAGUGCCACCGUUGAAAAAUUAAAAAACGAAUGUGAGCGUGCAUGGAGAGAGGCGGAGACAUGGAAGAAAACUUGUCAGAGUGCCGGCCUUACUCCUCGGCAGUCGGAAGAAUCUACCAACGCGAAUGGAGGGAACUAGACGUUCUAUCGACAGACGGGGUUAUCGUCAUGGAAUCAGUCGGAGACAGAUUCUAACUAUCUCCUUGACUACGAAAUACAGUUAAUUCGCAAUGGGAGACGCUUCUCCAAAAUCUUCCAUUUUGAGCAGGCGUCA
This is a messenger RNA of Xylona heveae TC161, 1486 nucleotides long. RefSeq lists its product as hypothetical. The coding region runs from base 320 to 1351 and encodes 343 amino acids. Gene Ontology annotation, molecular function: protein dimerization activity; DNA-binding transcription factor activity. The record is from RefSeq and is a predicted model, not a curated record. Gene Ontology annotation, cellular component: nucleus. The transcript has 2 exons. Lineage: Eukaryota; Fungi; Ascomycota; Xylonomycetes; Xylonales; Xylonaceae.